CAUUUACUUUUUCGAUAAAGACUCACUCCACUGUAAGGUUUUAUUCGUUCUAUAAAUUCAAUCUAAUAACUCGAAUUCGUUGUUCUAUUCUGAAAUCAACAACCCCAAAAUUCUAAGACCUAAUCUGAGAAGGUCUCUCUCAUCCAAACUAAAUCUGUUGCGUUUAAAGGGUUUGCUCUUCUUCAGGAUUUCGGCGAUUCAAUCUCACUCCGCAAUCAGGCGAACCAGUUGUUAUUCGUUUUUUGUUGUCGAUUUCAUCAUUGUUUGCUGCUGCUGCUUCUGAAAUCGUUCUAGGGUUAGGGCUUUGCUUCUGUGAAUCACGAGAUUGUGUUGUAUUUUAUUCGAUUGUAGUUUUAGGGUUUGAAUAUUACUAUUAUCAUCUUUUUCGGAUGUUAUGGUUUUUUCUUUUUGUAGGUCUGGGAUUCCAGCCAAUACUGUUAUAAUUGACAUUUAUUUUUAUUGUUUAUUUUUAUUUGAUUCAGAUUUGAUAUUAUUUUCAUAAAAAAAAAAAAAGAGAAAAAAACGAAGAGAGUGCCAUAAAAUAUUGUCUACAAAAAUUUGUUCCAUAACAAUAUCAUUCUGCAAAAAAGAAAAAGAAAUUAAAAAAAAAAGAGAAAAAAAUAACUUUGGGACAAUAUAUUCAUAAAUGGCGAACCCGGGAUUAAGCAACAGGAAUAACGGGCAGCGUUUAGGCAUUACAGAGCCCAUCUCAUUGGGUGGGCCAACAGAUUACGAUGUGAUGAAAACGAAGGAGCUUGAAAAGUAUUUGCAAGAUGCUGGAUUGUACGAGAGUCAGGAAGAGGCUGUUGGUAGGGAGGAGGUGCUUGGCAGACUAGACCAGAUUGUGAAAGUAUGGGUCAAAACGAUUAGUCGGGCUAAGGGUUUGAAUGAGCAACUGGUGCAAGAAGCCAAUGCAAAGAUUUUCACUUUCGGUUCCUAUCGACUGGGGGUGCAUGGCCCAGGUGCAGAUAUAGACACUCUCUGUGUUGGACCUAGACAUGCAACAAGAGAAGAGGAUUUUUUUGGUGAACUACAUAGAAUGUUAGCAGAGAUGCCUGAAGUUACAGAAUUGCACCCGGUGCCUGAUGCUCAUGUUCCAGUGCUGAAGUUUAAGUUUGGUGGGGUUUCCAUAGAUUUACUCUAUGCUAAACUGUCACUCUGGGUUAUUCCUGAAGACCUAGAUAUAUCACAGGAUUCAAUACUGCAGAAUGCAGAUGAACAGACAGUUCGCAGUCUGAAUGGAUGUAGGGUCACUGACCAGAUUCUGCGAUUAGUUCCAAAUAUUCAGAAUUUUCGCACAACUCUGAGAUGCAUGAGAUUGUGGGCAAAGUGUCGUGGUGUUUAUUCAAAUGUUGCAGGAUUUCUUGGAGGCAUCAAUUGGGCUUUGCUUGUUGCUCGGAUUUGCCAAUUGUAUCCUAAUGCAUUGCCCAACAUGUUAGUAUCUCGGUUCUUCAGAGUGUAUACUCAAUGGCGGUGGCCCAACCCAGUUAUGCUUUGCAUCAUAGAAGAAGGAUCCCUUGGGCUUCAAGUUUGGGAUCCUAGAAGAAAUCCAAAAGAUAGAUAUCAUCUAAUGCCAAUAAUUACUCCAGCAUAUCCUUCGAUGAAUUCUAGCUACAACGUCUCAUCAAGUACUUUACGAAUUAUGUCAGAAGAAUUUCAGAGGGGGAGUGAGAUCUGUGAGGCUAUGGAAUCAAACAAGGCAGAAUGGGAUACCCUUUUUGAGACAUUUCCCUUUUUCGAAGCGUAUAAAAAUUAUCUACAAAUAGACAUCAAUGCAGAAAAUGCUGAUGAUUUGAGAAAAUGGAAAGGUUGGGUUGAAUCUCGCCUACGUCAGCUAACAUUGAAGAUUGAGAGGCACACGUACAAUAUGCUGCAGUGUCACCCCCACCCUGGUGAUUUUUCAGAUAAAUCCAAACCUUUUCAUUGUAGCUACUUUAUGGGUUUGCAAAGAAAACAAGGAAUUUCUGCGAAUGAAGGUGGAACCUUUGAUAUAAGGGCAACUGUUGACGAGUUUAAACAGGCAGUGAACGUGUAUACUUUGUGGAAGCCCGGAAUGGAGAUCCGUGUAUGCCAUGUAAAAAAGAAAAACAUACCUAAUUUUGUGUUCCCUGGUGGAGUUCGUCCGGCCCGCCCAUCUAAGUUAACUUGGGAUAUGAGGCGGACUUUGGAACUAAAGGCUUCUGGACAUGCACAACCAGAUAAGUCAGAUGAGAAUAAAACAGUUUUAGAUGGAGCAGAUCAUGGUCGCAAAAGAAAGCAACCUGAUGAUAAUGUUGAAAAUAGCAUAAGAAAUGUAAAGUCUGUGGCCCCCUCCUGUGGGGAUGUUGACAUAAGCUCUCCCAUUAGUACUGUCAGUUCUUCAUCCAUAAAAUGCGAUAAUGUCGACACGAACAAGUUCGUUGAAUCACAAACUGAAAUAUCCGAGAAAAAUCUAGAAGACAACUGUAGAAAGAUAGAAAACCUAGCAAACGUCCCAUAUAAGAAUGGCGACAGUGAAGUAUCAUCAUCGAGCUGUCCGCCAACCCAAACUUCUCCAGAAGCUGUUGCUCAUGCAUCAAGUUUUACUGUAGCAGAGAAGAUGGAUAUUGAAAAAGUCAUGCCGGGUUCAUAUGCUCCUCAUCAAGCUGUGUUAGAAGAGCUGGAUGAGCUUGAGGAUGAUUUGGAACAUAGAAAUAAAGUGAAGUGCGAGAUGAAUGGCAAUCAAGUGGAGUCUUCUAGGCAAAAUGAGCCAGGCGUUUCGGUAACCUCCAUGUGUGGGACUGGUCCUUUUAAUGGUUCAUACUCUAAUGGUGGCUUAGAGGAGCUUGAGCCUGCUGAACUCGUGGUACCAUCAGUUUCAAAUGGAUGCUCUGCUUCUAUACCACAGCGGAAGCCAAUCAUAAGAAUGAGCUUCACUUCUUUGGCUAAAACUACCGGGAAAAGCUCGUGAAGAAGAGACAUGUUGACUUGAAAAUACACAAUGAUCUGUAUUAUAAGAAACACUUAUGUAGCAAGUUUUUAAUAUUAUUUACAUUUCUAGUAAUAAUUAUUAGCCAAUAGAUCGGAAGCUACUUUUUAUGUACAUGAGGGAUGGGAUUUUUACAGUAAAGGGAUAAAAGAAAAACCAGAGUUUCUUUUCUUCAUAAUAAUAACGUCGUUAUUUAUUUAUUGUGGAAUGAAAUAUGUCGUUGUUUAUUUGUA
Messenger RNA from Humulus lupulus (European hop), 3180 nucleotides. Its product is annotated as nuclear poly(A) polymerase 1-like. Gene Ontology annotation, cellular component: nucleus. The transcript is spliced from 12 exons. Lineage: Eukaryota; Viridiplantae; Streptophyta; Magnoliopsida; Rosales; Cannabaceae. Gene Ontology annotation, molecular function: RNA binding; poly(A) RNA polymerase activity. The coding region runs from base 647 to 2929 and encodes 760 amino acids. The record is from RefSeq and is a predicted model, not a curated record.